AGUGUCCUGAGGAUGGGAGGGAAGCAGAAGAAGCUGAUCUCGAUCAAUGACAACCUGAAACAUCCCAGCCAAGAAGGAGGAGAAAUCAGAAGUUACGAGUGUUCAUUGGUUUAUGAAUCUAAGGUGGAGAGGAGAACAGACAGUAAAUUAACUGGACAUGGUAUGAAGCUACUUAAGAUUAGCAGGCUGGAAGAGAUAAAUACACAAUACAACAGAAACAGACUAGAAAAAACAGCCUUUUUUCAGAGUAUGGAAAAAAUGGAGAUGACUAGAAGCUUUAAGGAAGAAAAAUUCAGUGAACCACAUCCUAGAACAGAAGAUGAAAAGGUCAUCAAAGAAAAGUUACAUUUGAAUGAAACAGAAACAAAAGAAAAGAAGCCACCAGAUUCAACAGAGGGGGCCAUUCAGAAGAGCCAGUCCUGCUCUCAAGAAGAAGAAGUUGAUAAGCUCAAUGAAGAAAAUGCCAAGAGGGAAAGUUCUGUUCUGCUUGAAGUGGAUCCUCCCAGAUUUCAUACUGAAGGAUCAGAGAAGGAAGAAGAGAGUUUGGCUUUCGAAAGUUAUUACGAACAUAGGAGAAACUCUGUUCAGGAAGAACAGAAUAUAGAAGAAUAUAGGAGAAACUCUGUUCAGGAAGAACAGAAUAUAGGAGAAUAUAGGAGAAACUCUGUUAAAGAGUCAUUGGCUCCAGCAAAACAGCAGGAAGAAGAUGCUGUUGAUGAUGCUUGUCAAAGGCUAACUGUGCAAGAGAUAGAGAGUGAGCCCCCAACAGAUGAGGAGAGGAAGGAGGAACAUCAGGUGCCUGGAGAUGAACAACAAGAGGAGAGGGAGAAUGAAGGGGUGGGAAAUGCUGAUAAGAGUGAAAAAAGUGUUGAGGAACCACCAGCUCCUUCCCAAAAGGAAGAUGAGGCAGAACAAAGCUAUGAUCAAGAGGCACCAGAGGGAAGGUGUAAAAGCUGCGAAAAAGAUGAUAUUCCUACUCCACCAGCACCAUUUGAUCACCGGAUUGUCUCAGCCAAAAGGGUGGGGAUCAACAAUUAUUAUAAUGUCAAUGAGGAUGAAAUUCUGGGAGGAGGGCGAUUCGGACAAGUGUACAAAUGUGAAGAGAAAGCAACAGGUCUCAAGCUAGCAGCCAAAAUUAUAAAAGCAAAAGGUCCAAAACAGAAGGAUGAAGUUAAAAAUGAAAUCAAUGUCAUGAACCAGCUGAAUCACGUGAACCUCAUCCAGCUGUAUGAUGCCUUUGAAUCUAAAAAUGACAUUGUACUUGUCAUGGAAUAUGUGGAAGGAGGAGAGUUAUUUGACCGAAUUAUUGAUGAAAACUACAAUUUGACAGAGAUGGAUACUAUCUCAUUCAUAAAACAGAUCUGCAAGGGAAUUCAGUACAUGCACCAAAUGUACAUUCUUCAUUUGGAUCUCAAGCCUGAGAAUAUCCUGUGUGUGAACCGAGAGGCAAAUCAAAUAAAAAUUAUUGAUUUUGGAUUGGCGAGAAGAUAUAAACCCAGGGAAAAGCUUCGAGUUAACUUUGGGACUCCAGAAUUUCUUGCUCCUGAAGUUGUGAAUUAUGAGUUUGUCUCUUUUCCUACAGACAUGUGGAGUUUAGGAGUCAUUGCUUAUAUGCUCCUCAGUGGAUUGUCUCCUUUUUUGGGUGAUGAUGACAACGAGACCCUCAACAAUAUCCUGGCCUGUAACUGGGAUUUUGAAGAAGAGGAAUUUCGAAGUGUUUCUGAUGAGGCCAAAGAUUUCAUCUCAAAGCUUCUCAUCAAGGAAAAAUGCUGGAGAUUAAGUGCAACUGCUGCCUUAAAACACCCAUGGUUAACAGACCACGAGCUCCACUACAGACUCCAGAAAAAGGCUAAAGGUGUGUCUCAAGCACCCCUGGCUCAAUAACCUUUCUGAAAGAGCUGCCAAACAGAAGAAAAGCCGCUGUGUGGUUGCUACUGCUAAGAGGUUUGAAAAUAUCACCAGUCUUGGUGCUUUACCCCCCUGCCAUGACUGAGACUUCUCCUAAAUGGACCAACAGCACUUUAGUUGCAGGACAGCAACUAAAGGACAACAAGUCCCAGAAUUGAGGAGCUACUUCUUCUCUAUUCAGCUGUUGAAAGAAGGAAAAUAUUUCUCCAGGUUGUAGGAAGGUGUUUCUUCUGGAGCAGCAUGUUCUCCUUGUCUUGGAGUGCUACAUUAGCUUGGUUUCAUGAACUUUUCUCUAUCUAGUCUUAUAUCCUCAUUUACUUAUCAAAGGCUUCUUGAAGUCCAAAUUAUCAUGGAAAAUUAACUGUUCCUCAUCUCAGCCCAGAAGAAAGUCUGUCACUAUGUUAUAUCUGUAGCCAAGGUUGAUUUGAAACCAGAGUCAAAUAAUUUUGGGAGAAAAAAUUGCAGCAAAUUUAAAGCUGCCUUAUGUAGAAGAUUUGAAUUUGUUUUUCCUAUCACGUUAAAAUGAGUUAAGGAUUAGCUCAACCAUAGUUAAAACCAUGUAAAUGUAACACCAGUGGAAGUGAGAAAUGAGGCUUUCCUUGCGUGUAGGUGAAUUUGCUGCAUCUGUGAUAUGGUACAUUUCAGGAUUUUUUGACCUGAUGAAUUACUGCUUGCUUUAAAUACACUUGGAUUAAUUAAACAAGAAACAGAACAAGGCACUAUUCACUUGUACCCAUGCAAACUCUGUUCUCCAAUAUGCAAGUAGAAUUCAGAGUUAUUUUAACAGCAGUGAUUUUAUAGCAACUAAUCUGUUUAAUGCUAAUAUGACUGAUUAGGACCAUUGGCAAAGAGGAGAGUCAGUGCUUUGCUCAUUAUAACCUCUGAGUAUAGGCCCAAACGAAAAUCCACUGUUUUUCUGGAGUUUUCUUAUCUUGCUUCCAAGCCUUUCUGACUCUUAACUAGG
Messenger RNA from Corapipo altera (White-ruffed manakin), 2872 nucleotides. It is a transcript of the gene MYLK4, whose product is annotated as myosin light chain kinase family member 4. NCBI's taxonomy places the organism in Eukaryota, Metazoa, Chordata, Aves, Passeriformes, Pipridae. Gene Ontology annotation, cellular component: nucleus; cytoplasm. The transcript has 15 exons. Bases 13 to 1884 code for a protein of 623 amino acids. Gene Ontology annotation, molecular function: ATP binding; protein serine/threonine kinase activity. Gene Ontology annotation, biological process: protein phosphorylation; intracellular signal transduction; positive regulation of apoptotic process. The record is from RefSeq and is a predicted model, not a curated record.